AUGCCGAGCAAGAAACACUCACGCGGGCCGGUGUCGAAGAUCUCCUCUGCUGCUGACCCAGCGUCCUCGGGGACCAAGACGGCCGCAAACAAGUUAUCGGUGAUUCGCUCCGCCUUUUCUCCUUCUGAAUACCAGCUGGCGCUCUUUGCCUCGGUCAUUCAGGGCUUGGAUGCUCAUCAUUUACGCAUACAUGAUAUCAAUACUGGCCGGUUACGUUGCGACCAUGCUGUGAACCCGAAGGAGUCUAUUACUUCGUUGGACUGGGGAUACUUUGGCGAUUUGCAUGAUGACAGGGACCAACACUUGAAGAAGAAGCGCAAGCGGAACUCGGGUGUCAAUGGCAUUGUUGAUGUAUCAGAGACAAGCGAUGCCGUGGUCGCGUUUGGUACAAGUUCUUCGGAAAUCCGAAUGUUCUCUCCUGCAGAAGGAAAGGUUGUAGGUGUCCUUACAGGUGGACAUGAAAGAGGAAUCAGGGACUUCAGGUUCACUGUGCAGAAGCCUGCCGAAGAAGGGUGGAGUAUUGGUGGAGAUGGUAAACUCAUCCAGUGGAAUUUACAAGAUGGAAGCGUUGGAAGAGUCAUCACUUUGCCUUCCACUGCUGUUGGAGCCCUAGCAUCCCCGGUUACAUCCAACCCCCCAGUCCUAUGCGCCUCACAAACGCCAUACCUUAUAGACCUGGAAAAUGAGAACCAAAAUGGCCCAAUAUCGUUUAGUGCUAUGCGAAAUACCGUUCAUACGCUGAUAUCUUCUUCGAAUGAUCUUGCUUCCCUCUCCGAACAAUUUCUGGCUGCCGACUCGGAUCGCUACAUAAAUUUAUUUGACAUUGAAACGAGAAAAUUGCUUGGCUCAUUAGUUACUGAUAAAGAAGUUGAAUCCGUGGCAUUGUACCCUGCUACUCCAAAGUCAUCGCGGAGUAAAAAUGCUUCAACAGCCUCAAGAUCUUCAUUGUUUCAGAAACAGCUCCUGGCAGCUGUGACUCGAGAUGGAGUGGUUGAGCUAUUCUCGAAACCUUUCUAUCAUGUUAAUGAUUCUAAGUCCACAACUUUAGCCAGUCUUAAGUCUCGCCUCAAGGCUUCUACUCGUCGGUCAGAGGCGGCUAUCAAGAUCGUGAAACCAGACGCUUCUCGAACGGUUGUACCUAUAAUAUCUGUUUCUUUUGACGGUCCUGACCUUGUUGUUGCAUGGGUAGAGGCGGGUUCUAGUGUUGUUUUCGAUAGGAUACGGUGGCAGGAGGAGGAUACCGAGAAGUUAAUGCUUCAUGGCGAAAGUGAGAUCGUUCGCGGUAAAUCUGCUUCGACCAUUGGGUCAGCAAUGCUGAAUGGUGUAAAAAAUAUGGGGAAAACUCAUGUUGACGAGUCACAUGUGAUUGUGGAACAGGGUGGUGUUGCUGAGGGUGUAAAAACAAAUGGCCCCGAGGAAGAAGUUUCAGCAUCCAGUGACGAAGAGGAACAGGCUUCGGAUGAAGAGCAAGAACUCCUUGAAGCCCCUUCACCUUCUGGAGAGCUACAGAAAAAAGAAAGGGAUGAUGUUGACAUGGAGGACAUCGACGCUGAAGCACAAGAGGAAGAGGAAGAAGGAGAGCCGUCCUUUGGCGAGCUGCUACACGCUAACACAAAACAUGUCGAUGUGAUAGCGGAACUCGAGGAAGCCAACACAGGAGCCCUAGUAACAUCCCACCAACCGAAGACCCUUCAAAAAAUACCGUCAGGUCUGUCUCUCGCCACCGUUCUCUCCCAGUCCCUUAAGACCAACGACAACAGCCUUCUCGAAUCAUGCUUCCACACCACUGACGUAAACAUCGUCCGUGCAACUAUCCAACGUCUAGACUCAUCUUUGGCUGGAAUAUUACUUCAGAAACUCGCUGAACGUCUUUCCUCCCGACCAGGCCGCUACGGCCACCUAUUGGUCUGGGUACAGUGGACAUGUGUAGCCCACGGUGGCUCGAUAGCCGGAAAUACAGAGAUACUGAACCAAAUGUCUUCUCUAUUUAAAGUCAUGGAUCAGCGAUCUGCCAGUCUUCCAUCCUUACUCCUGCUAAAAGGUAAGCUAGAUAUGCUCGACGCCCAACUCAGCUUGAGACGAAACCUCAAUUCGAACCGAGAGGAACGCCGAGAAAGUGACGAGGAAGACGUCAUCUACGUCGAAGGACAAGAAGAUAUACUCGAAAGUGACGACCAAGAACGCCUUGCCAUCGAGGAUGCGGGUUCGCGGCACGCCCGCGACAUUGACAUGGGUGACAUGAGUGCUGGCGAAGAGGACGAAGAGGACGAAGAUGACAUGCCCAUGGUAGUCAACGGCGUCGCGUCGGAUUCUGAAGAUGAAGAGGGCGACGAUGAACUUAUUGACGAUGAGGCUAUCGAGUCAGACGAUGCUAGUGGGCAGGAGGGCGAGGAGGAAGAGGAAGACGAGGAAGAUGAGGCUGAAGAGCAGGAAGAUAUCGGGAGCUUGGCUGACUUCAUCGCUGAUUCGGAUGAAGACUCAGAGGCGGCGCUUGAGGCUCCUGUGCCAGUAAAGAAGCCUAAAGUUAAAAAAAGCAAAUCGAGGGCAUAA
Ophidiomyces ophidiicola is the source of this 2550-nucleotide messenger RNA. RefSeq names its product Small subunit (SSU) processome component (gene UTP5). Gene Ontology annotation, biological process: maturation of SSU-rRNA from tricistronic rRNA transcript (SSU-rRNA, 5.8S rRNA, LSU-rRNA). The coding region runs from base 1 to 2550 and encodes 849 amino acids. Gene Ontology annotation, molecular function: protein binding. Lineage: Eukaryota; Fungi; Ascomycota; Eurotiomycetes; Onygenales; Onygenaceae. The transcript is spliced from 2 exons. The record is from RefSeq and is a predicted model, not a curated record. Gene Ontology annotation, cellular component: nucleolus.